Molecule: messenger RNA, 2908 nt
Organism: Tetrahymena thermophila SB210
Lineage: Eukaryota; Ciliophora; Oligohymenophorea; Hymenostomatida; Tetrahymenidae
Product: tetratricopeptide repeat protein
Exons: 2
Biological process (GO): protein phosphorylation
Molecular function (GO): protein binding; ATP binding; protein kinase activity
Source: RefSeq, a predicted model, not a curated record
AUAUUAUUUUAAAUAUAAAAAGAUAUUUUAAUAAAGAUAGUAAAGAUUUUUUUUAAAAAUAAAAAAUAAAUUAUUCAGCUCAAAAUAAAUUAAAGCUAUUUCUCAAGACAAUCAAGAUUGUGUUUUUGAUAAAAUGCCUCAACUAGAAAGCCAAGAAGACUUAUCUAAAUAGUCAGAUAAUGACUUUAAAAAUCAAGGGAAAUAAAAUGAAUCAGAUCUUGAUCAUAAAAAAAAAGUAUCAUUCUUAGAUAAUUUAGGUUAGAGUUCUUAGAUCAAUGAUAUAGUAAUUUAAGAAUAAAAUGUUUACAAAAUGCAAGAUUUUUCGAAAUAAAAGGAUAUUUUAGAACAAAUAAAUGAAUACAACUUUAAAGCAUAUCAAAAUGAAUAAUACAAAUAUUUAGACUAUGAUAAAAAACAAAUACAUAAUUCUAAUGUAAGAUAAUGGAGUAAAAAGCUAUUUGAAAUAGAAAAUUAAAAACUAGUUUUUAAUAAAUAAAUUUUAAGUUAAUAAAAAUGGAUAUUGAAGAUACUUAAAAAUAAAUAAUAUUAUUUAUGCAAGUGCUUUGAAUCAAAUGAGAACAGAACUAUUUUUAUAGGCUAUAAAUAAUAACCAAAUGGAUGUUAUGAAGAUUAUAUAUUCAUAAUCAAAUAAAAACCAACAGAAUCAGAAAUAAAUGAAUAUAAUAUUAUCAGAGAAUUUAAAGAGGAAGUCAAUCUUUUUAUUAUACCAAUCAAUUAGAUUCAUAUCUUUAUUUUAAAAAGGGAUGUUUAUAUUCAAUAUUAUAAUAUCUUUUCAAAGCUUAAACCUAUGAUUGAGUGGUCAAAUGAAUAAUUUAACUAAAUGAAUGAUAAAAUAUUAAAUUAGAAAAACUGCAAUUAAUGUAACGGAUGCAAACAUGGAUAAAAGUGUAACUAUUAUUUUAUUUUUUAAGAAUUUAAAUAAAACUAAGAUUUAAUUUUAAGAAAAUUGUAUGAAAAGCAAUACUGUCUUACCAAGUAUUUAAAUAAAGGAGGAUGUGGUUUAAUUUUUGAAGGCUAUAAACAUUCUUUCUUUGAAUAUCAAGAAUUAGCUUUCAAAAUUUUAUUUAAUGAAGAUGCUUAGACGGAAUAUAAUAUUAUGAAAAUGUUAGAUAUUAGUGAUCACGUGGUUAAAACUAUUGAACAUAUUAAAAUAAAUGAGACAAUAGAUGUUUUAGUUUUAGAAAAAUGUGAAUGCAGUUUAUAAGAAGAAUUAUAAAAAAUCUAAAAAGAAAGAAAGUUUCCUAGAUUGAAAUUGUAUUAAAUGAUAAAUCAGUUAAUAGAUGGUUUGAUUAAACUUAGAUUUAAAAAUAUUAUCCAUCUUGAUAUUAAACCAUCUAAUAUUCUCAUUACCAGAUAGGGUGAUUAUGUUUUUUCUGAUUUUGGUAUUUCAUCUGUUAAAAAAUAAUAAAAAAUUGAAAUUAAAGGUUUCACAUAAGGUUAUGCUUCCCCUGAAUAGAUUAAAGCAUUUCAUUCUCAUCCUAGUUUAAGCACUGAAACAGACUAUUAAUCUGAUAUUUAUUCUUUAGGGAUAACAUUUUUAAAAAUAAAUGAAUGCUAUGAACGCCUCAAGCCUGAUAAUAAAAAAUUCAUUACAUAAUUUAAAGAUAUAAUUAGAUAUGAUAUGCUUUAAUAAAAACCAAAGGAUAGAAAAAAUUGUUUAGAGUUACAUUUAUUAAUAUUAUAAAAAAUUUUAGGAAUCGGUUCCUUAUAAAUGGGUACAUCUCUAAUUAAUUUAUUAGACUCUUUAAAUAUUUUAUAAAAAUAUUCUGCCUAAAAUAUUAAUUCAAGUUAGAAAACAAUCGUAAAUGCUGAUACAACAUGUUUUGAAAAUUUUUUUGGAUAUCCUUUUAAAACUGUUGGUGACUAUUAAAAUUUAUUAAAAAGUAAUUUAUUAUCUCUAAAUAAAAUUAAAUAGAUUCCAAAUCCUCUUUCAAUAUAUGAAUCCUAUAUUACUGUUGUAUAAUGCUCUUAGAUAAUUGAUAAUUUAUAAAAUGCUUUAGACUAUUAUCAUGAGUAGCUUAAAAUUUAGUAAUAAAUUUACAGUAAAAAUACAACUAGAAAUGUCAAAAUUCUCAGUGAAAUAAGUGAAUUUUUAAGAUUUUCUGGAUAUUACUAAAAGGCAGCAGAAUAUACUGAGAAAUCUGUUUAAAUGGCAAAAUAAAUUUUUGUAGAGGAUCAUAUUGUUAUUGCUUCUACUCUACAUGAUGCUGGGCAAUGCUAUCAAAGUCUUGGUGAUAAUUAAAAGGCAUUAGAAUAUUUAUAUUAAUCUCUAGAUAUGAAAAGAAAAUUAUUUAAAGAGGAUCAUCACUCAAUAACGGAAACUCUUGAUAUAAUUGGAUAAUGCCAUUUAAAUCUUGGUUAAAACAAAAUGGCCUUAAAUUUUUUCUUAAAAAGUCUUGAAAUGACAUAAUCGCUUAUAGAUAAAAUCCGUCAAAUUGCAACAUUUAUGAAUAAAAAAGUUAAUUUUUAUCAAAAUAUUGGUGAUAAUUAAAAGGCUUUGGAUUAUUUAGAAAAAUCUCUUAAUGAUAUUUCAUAGUCUCUGAAUAAUAUAGGGAAAUACUAUUUGUUAAGGGAUGAUACAAGUAGUUUUUAAAUUAUUUGUUGGAAUCUCUUGAAAUCAGAAUAUAUCCAUUUGUCUACAAUUUCUUGGUCGUAACUAUAAAAUUAUGUUAAAGAAAUCUCUAAAAAUUAAUAGUGAAUUUUUCAAAUCGAAUCACCUUGAAAUAGCAAGAUGUCUCAAUAAUCUUGGGGAAUGUUAUUUAGAUUGUGGAGAUGAUAAAAAAGCUUUAAAAUACUUUAAGGAGUCUUUAAAAAUCUUCAUAUAAUAACCCAAAUAUGAUUAUCUAUCAAUAACAACAUGUCUCAAUAAUAUUGGAUUAAUUUAUUC